Molecule: messenger RNA, 510 nt
Organism: Bolinopsis microptera
Lineage: Eukaryota; Metazoa; Ctenophora; Tentaculata; Lobata; Bolinopsidae
Product: tetraspanin-3-like
Exons: 3
Coding region: 1-510 (169 amino acids)
Cellular component (GO): membrane
Source: RefSeq, a predicted model, not a curated record
AUGGCUGGACUUGUUUACCUGUCUGAUGUCGACGAUCUAGAUGAUACGAUCAGUUCUAAGUUUGGGGACCUUUACUCGACCUACGGAGACGAAGCAUUGGCAACUGUUGGAAUAGACGUUCUACAGGGGGCUUUGCAGUGUUGCGGAUCCAGCGGUAGUUCAGACUUCACUGAAGGAGGGGCGGCCACUCACUGGAUAUCUAACCACGAGGGUUACCCCUGCUCCUGUUGUCCUGCAUUUGUCUGUUCAGACAACUCUAUCUCACCGAAAAACCUCUACUCACAGGGCUGCACGUCUCUACUGAGCGGGUAUUCCAGCACUGGUCUCGACUGGACAGCUGUAGCAGUAGCAGUGACCUUCUCUCUGAGCCUACUGAACCUGAUCCUAGCUCUGGUCCUUGUCAACAACCGUCGUGAUACCUGCUGUGUCGGCUGCUGCUGGGCUUGUGUCAGUGAGAAACCUGGUGACAAGGAGGGCGAGGCUGUACCACUUCAGAACCAACAAUUGUGA